Molecule: messenger RNA, 1376 nt
Organism: Anastrepha ludens (Mexican fruit fly)
Lineage: Eukaryota; Metazoa; Arthropoda; Insecta; Diptera; Tephritidae
Product: protein hemingway
Exons: 4
Coding region: 197-1366 (389 amino acids)
Biological process (GO): spermatogenesis
Source: RefSeq, a predicted model, not a curated record
UACAAGCAACUUAUUUGUUUUCAAAACGAAAUUGUCAAAUCUACAUAUAUACAUACACACAUACAUAUGUAUAUUUCAUAACUGAUGUGCUUAAUUUCUAUUUUUCAAUUUUCCGAAAAUUGAAAAUUUACUCAACACAUUUGUUUAUUUAAUGUUAUAAAAAUAAACUGAGAAAAUAUUAACAAAUUAAACGAAUAUGUCUAUUGAAUUGAAUUCAGAUGAAGAUAAAUAUGCGAACGAAUCCUUUGAGAACGACACGGACGAGAUUCCUGAAAUUUCAGAAACGGAAAGUGAAAGUGAGGACGAAGCGGCAGUAGUAACAACCCAAAAUAACCUGUAUACCUAUGCGCAAAAUGGAUUCAGCGGACGCAAAAACUCCUUUCAAAAAAAUAACUAUUUGCCCUUUGAUAGUUCCUCAGAAGAUGAUCAGGAUGUUGUUGUUAGUGAAACUAUUGCCGAAAUCAAUACAGAACCCAUGUGCAUGGAUGACGCCAUGGAAACCCAUAGAACACCAGUGGAUUCACGCAGGGGCAGCUCGGCACGAAUGAAGGGAGGCAUGAGAAUGCCUGUUGAAUCACUAGCUAUUCUAGAAAUACCAAAUUUUCCGUCCUACGCUAGCGAUGAUUGCGUUGUGGACGAAAUCUCGGACAAUGGCGAUGCGAAAUCAAGGUUGACAGCGGAUGAAAAUGAAGGUGAAUUGCUGGAGAAAUUUAACCAUUUGAGUUGUGCUCAAAAUGAGGUGUCAAAUGCAGGCGUAAUAGAAGGUGAUGAUGUUUUGGUGGUGAACAAAUUGUUACAAGCGGAUAUGUCAAUUGAACCACUGAAAGAGCCAUUAAAAGCGCAAACCAUCGAAUUAAACAUACCGUCGAUUGAAAAAUGCCACACAAAUUCGGAAAACAUUUCCGACACCGAAAACGAUGAUGAAUACGCGCCAAAGGAGACGGAUAAGGAGUUUGUUGAAUAUGAACCAAGUAUUGAAGUGCAUAUUACUAGUGAAACGCCGACUAGUUUCAAUUCAGAUGAUUAUGCAUUCCAUUUGAACUUUUUGAAGGCGAAUGGUUCGAAUGAGAAAUUGAAAAUGCGGGCUUAUCAACGAAAAAGUUGGAGCUUCUCCAAUGAUCGAAUGCGCGAAAUCGAGCGUCACAAUCACAUUUUGCUCCGGAAAAUACUCUCACAGAAGCCAACCUAUCAGUCGAUAGCGCCGAAACCAAAAAAAUUCGCUACAUUACCUACGACCUCACGAAUCACCAGCGCUGCCAUCAACCGUAAAAAGAAGCAACGACAGAUUGAUCUCGAUAAUCAAGGGCUUAAACGACGCAUCGAGGCGAUAUCACUGCGGCGUCCAGCCGUUCAAAAUUUAAGUUAAUAAUAAAUGU